GUGAGUACAAAGCAUAUUGACGACUUUGGCCUGUCACAUUUUUCCUGCACAGUAUUUAACAAAUACAGCAUGACAAACCACUACGAGACUCCACCUCAGGUUUGUCUAAACGGAGAGUUUUACAGUCAGUAUUUCCUGGAUUACAUAACUAAAGUUUACGCCGCCAUGAACAGAGACAAAAAGGCCAAAUCGAUGCUGUCCUUUAUGCACUUUAACACUGGACACGAGUAUACUGGGGUACGAAUGAUCAACAUGGAUGCCAACUUGGCAAAGUUCUUGAAUAAUAUAGUUCAGAGCCCUGACACUCUUACUGUGAUAUUUUCCGACCACGGCAACAGGAAUACUCAGUAUAGUUAUACUGAGGAAGGGAGAAGAGAGACUUUUGAUCCAAUUCUGUUUAUGAUAAUUCCAGACCAAGUGGCUGAAAAGCUCGGCCAUCAGCGAAUGACGGCCCUGGUUGAAAACCAAAAGCGUCUCUUUACGUUGCUGGACCUACAUAGAGCACUCGUGUCUUUAAACCAUCCUGAACUAAUGAACUCCCAGAAUUCCACGGCAGUAGGGAUAUUUUCUGUUUUACCAGCAAACCGCACAUGUGCAGAUUUGCAGUUGAUGCCGCUGACCAGGUGCAAGUGUGAAGGGUUCGACGAUUAUAGUCGGGCAGAAGACAACUCAAAAAACCACAAAUGGCUGGCGGAGUUUGCACUCGGGACCUUAAAUGAUGCCAUACAGACACAACAUUUAGGAGGUACAUGUAAUAGUGAACUUAUUUAAUAAGCAACUACAACGACGAGGUCAGGGUAACGUCACUAAAAAGUAAAUUUCAUUCUUCAAACUCGUAAUUAUUCUGCCUGUGACAAUUUCCAUUUUCCUGCAGAUUAAUUGUUAAAGUAGUGCAUUCAAGUUUAUAUGGUGAAAAGAAAAUUAGCUGUAGUGUAAUCACGUCCGUUGUUAAACGACUAACUAGCAAAUUUCAUUUCUAAUUUGGGCGGAGGAAACCAAAGAAACAUACCCGCAAAAGUGUGAUGGACUGGCAAAUCUUCUUUUGCCAGAAAAAAAAAUUGACGUUACAGCCUCUUAUUAGUUUAGGUAGCGGCCCGAAGUCAUUCACUCAACUCGUAGAAAUCGCCAAAUUGUUUUGAAGGUCAAAGAAAACGAUCUUUACGCCGGGGAGAGCAAAUUGUAAACAUUCAAUUCUCCACUUACAGUGGUGAUAAAAGACACCAUGGUUUGGUCUAAAAGGGUAGUAACGAGCGAACGUACCUACCUGUUAUAGAGACGACUUACCCAAAAAUUUAGGACAAAACCGUCCGAAUUUUGCAAAAAGUACACUUUCGGUUGAUGUGUGUAGCUCAAAAUCGUCUUUCGAGCGGUUUCCGUUCGUUUUUUACAGGUGCUGGUGAAAUUGUAACCUCGUCUCAAAGGUAUGGCUAUGGAAACUGUCAGCGCUUGGUGGGGAAAUCAUUUACUAAUAUUCUGCAACGUUUCCAAGGAGGCUACAUCUUGACGACAAUGGAUCUCCACGUGGUCCCUUCAGCUGGUUUUACGGAAGACGAAGUCUUUAAAGUUUCCUUGAAAAACUAUGCAAAGCCGGAAGACAAAGUUUGGUUGACAAGUUAUACUCGGCAGUCCAGAUAUAGCAAAUUUGAGGCAUGCGCAGACAAGUCAGUUGACGUUAGACUUUGCGCAUGCGCUACUGAUCAAACUAAUGUUGCUGAACCAGUCAGCAAUGGGGUUCCAAGUAAAAUGUUUGGUUCGGAGACCGUUGUAAAAGACCUCCACUUAGGAUGUCUUUUAUUUCUGAGAAGGGAUCACGGAUCAACCUCUUUAGCGUUGGAAGUAGCAAACGUAUGUCACAAUAGCACUUACAAAUUUAAACUGGACGGUGGAGGAUCAGAGAGACUGUUUUCUAAAACCCUUCCCAUAAAUGUUGAAUUGCUACCCAGGACAUUUUAUUUUCUAACAUCCAUUACGAAGUAUGCGUCGAAAUUCACCUAUCAAUUACAUUUUACAGCAAGUGUGGAAGUUAAAAAUGACAAUUCAGAAGAUUUUAUAAACUUAGGAGAACAUGACAUGUCUGAGUAA
Porites evermanni is the source of this 2082-nucleotide messenger RNA. Lineage: Eukaryota; Metazoa; Cnidaria; Anthozoa; Scleractinia; Poritidae. The record is from the annotation of a GenBank genome assembly.